Rana temporaria (common frog) is the source of this 3071-nucleotide messenger RNA. RefSeq names its product kelch domain containing 8B (gene KLHDC8B). Bases 1003 to 2082 code for a protein of 359 amino acids. Gene Ontology annotation, molecular function: protein binding. Lineage: Eukaryota; Metazoa; Chordata; Amphibia; Anura; Ranidae. The record is from RefSeq and is a predicted model, not a curated record. The transcript is spliced from 6 exons.
ACAGAGCGAGUUAGAUAAAACGUGGAAAGGCUGAACAUCAUCAUGCAGGAGUCUCUUAUUCCCUUCAACCUUUACAGAAUCAGCCGGUUGGCAUUGUCCCCCCAUCCUCAACAGCGCUGCCCGUGGGCUGUGGCAUGCCGCCGCCGCCUCUAGGUGCCCCAUUCCAGGAGAAGUUGCACCCCCCACUAUGGCAAGUGACCAGCAAAGUCCCAGACAUCGCUUAAGGUAAUUGUUUGCAGAUUAAUAGCUAUGGAGAAGAAGAGGAACUGAUGGCAAUAUCAUCAGUGGAGGCUUGUGGUCCUCCUGGCACCGUUGCCUGGCCGGCGAGAGGGGCACGCGGAUAAAACGGAGAGCGAUUAUAUAAUUCAAAGAUAAGAACGCGGAGCGUAGACGCUCGGACCCCCUGCUGGAGUUACACUUCGUAACUGUAAGUGGAAAGACGGGAUGUGGGACCGUAAGCUAAAAGCAGCGGCUGUUACCGUCCAGCUUCGUUGGUGACUACAACUCCCAGCAUGUAGUUGCAAGAUUGGCCAGCCCGAGGGUAUGCUUGGUUCUGGGAACGCGUAGCUCCACGGUGGUUAUUUUAUAGGUUUUCCGAAGGGUGAUGACUUCGCAAGAGCAUGAAGAAGAGUUGGUUUUGGGUUCUUUUUGGCCACUUUCUGGAUGGUGAUGAGAAUCAGAUACUUCUGAGGGUUCCAGGAGGCACUGCUGGACGAGAACAACCUGAAGGAGCUGUGUGGGUGUAGAGUCAGCUGCUAAAUGCUCUAUUCAGUCUGGAAAGCGCACGGGAUGUAUUUGUUGCUGUUCAUUUACCAGUCUCUGACCGUGAACCAUAUGGAAAAUUGGCUAGAACUACAGAACACGCCUGAAUCUCUAGUUUACUGACCAAGAAGAAACAGAUGUUGAGUAACAUUAUAAACUCCUUGGGAGCUCCGGCUGGUGACCAAUGGGAUCUUUGUUCUUGGUUGGCUCGCCAGUAUAACACAUUACUACUCAUAUACAAUGCCGGUUUCUAUAAUGGCCUCCAGUGCCAUCAUGUCCCUUUACUGGGAGGUCUUCCCUCCGAUGCCCACCUGUCGGGUCUACUGCACACCAGCCUACCAAGAUGGGCAGUUGCUCGUCAUGGGGGGAUGUAGCAAAACAGGACUUCCUUUGGACACUGUGGAAAUGUUGGACGUGGAAUCCCAGACAUGGGCUGUGCUACCUCCGCUUCCGACUUCCCGGGCUGGAGCGGCCGCUGUCACCGUGGGUAAACAGGUUCUGGUGAUGGGUGGAAUGAAUUCGGAACAAUGCCCCGUAUCAACUGUGGAGAUAUACAACAGCGAUGAGGGAAGGUGGGAAACAAAAGCACCACUGUGUCAACCAUCCAUGGGCAUCAGUGCCAUUGAAAAAGAAGGGAAGAUAUAUGCCCUUGGAGGAAUGGGCACAGAUACCUCCCCUCAGGCCUUGGUAAGAGUCUACGAGCCAUCAGUGGACAGCUGGCAGCAACUCCCCCCCAUGCCCACCCCACGUUAUGGUGCCUCCACUUUCCUGCGGGGAAACAAAAUCUUUGUCUUGGGGGGCAGACAGGGUAAGCUUCCAGUAACUGCCUUUGAGGCUCUGGACCUGGAGGUGAACAGCUGGACUCGCUAUCCCAGCAUCCCAAGCCGGCGUGCCUUUGCCAGCUGCACUCUGGCGGAGAACUGUUUCUACAGUCUCGGUGGCUUGCAGCAGCCUGGUCCCCACAAUUUCUACUCCCGACCCCACUUUGUGAGCACCGUGGAGAUGUUUGACACUGAGCAAGUUGUCUGGAGCAAACCCGGGCGGUCCACGCGCAUGAGGGAGAAGAGAGCCGACUUUGUCUCCGGGUACCUGGGGGGCCGGGUGGUUGCUGUGGGAGGACUCGGCAAUCAGCCUUCUCCGUUGAACUCUGUAGAAGGCUUCAACCUAGUGAAGAAGAGAUGGGAGGUUUUGCCAUCUAUGCCAAGCGGGCGAUGUUCCUGCUCGAGUCUUCAAUCCAACAACAUGCUGUUUGUGAUUGGCGGUGUGGAACAGGGACCCAGCAGUGCUGUGGAAGCUCUUUGUGUCUUGGAGGAAGCUUGAAAAAAAAAAAAAAGAACCUUUUUAUUGACGAAGCCAACAUUGUUGGUGGUGGUAAAAGUGCCUGAACAUCUCCAGUUAUGUGAAACACAAGCCCAAAAAUCAAUGGAUCGUUGGCGGUUAUCCGCAGCACUACAGAAUAACAGCGCUAGCUUAAAAUAGAAGGCAGCUCGAGCCAAUGGCAGCAGGAUGUCCACAAAGACGGAAGAUGUUUGUUUGCAGAACAAUGGACACAAACACUAAGUCCAGUGCUGAAAAUCAACAGUAAAUGUUAGCCUAGUUAGAAACAAAGAGUUGUUUUAGCUUUGUAACAAAAAAAUAUCCAAAAGACUUACUAAUGUGGAAGGUUAUACAAACGUGUCUACUGUUACCCCCCUUUUAAUGGUAGUUAAAAGUAAUAUUUUGUAGUAUGGUUGACAAGCGAAGACCUUUGUUUAAACACGAUGGCCAUUUUACUUAAAGCCUAGGAUGACCUUUCCAUCAAGGCUGAUACUGUUGGGUCUAUGUUGGGUUGGGUCUCUGUGGCUCUAAAAUCCAGAAAAGAACGUAGUCUAGAAUAAUGGGGUACUUGCCCAUAGUGAAUCUUUACUUCUCUGGGAAAAUGAAACAAGGAUAAGAAUGGUAAAAUAGCCAUUUUACUUAAAGCCUAGGAUGACCUUUCAUCAAGGCUGAUACUGUUGGAUCUAUGUUGGGUUGGGUGUCUGUGGGCCUAAAACCUAGAAAAGAAAGUAGUCCAGAAUAAUGGUGGACUUGCCCAUAGUGGACAAUCGUCUUGAAUCUUUACUUCUCUGGGAAAACGAAACAAGGAAUAGGAUGGUAAAAUGGCCGUUUUACCUAAAGCCUAGGAUGAUCGUUCCAUCAAGGCUGAUACUGUUGGGUCUAUGUUGGGUUGGGUCUCGGUGGCUCUAAAAGCCAGAAAAGAACGUAGUAUAGAAUAAUGGUGGACUUGCCCAUAGUGAAUCUUUACUUCUCUGGGAAAACAAAACAAGAAA